AUGGAUGGGAUGUCAGCAAAUGUUGAGGAAUCAUUGUGCAAAAUGCUUAAAGGACGUGAGUUCAGCCUUCAACUGGAUAUUGGUUCAUAUGGGUUCAACCAGUUCAGCUUGCAGCUGCAGGGGGAUGACACCAACCUGAUCAAGGUAAAAUCCAUGCUUUUGUCAUUCUUGUCGAAAUUGGAAAUGUUUCACCGAAACAUUGGUAGAAGAGAAUUUACUCAGUUUCCUAGCUUGACAGAGACACUGAGAGAAGGGCGGGUUUCUGACGAGGAACUAAAAAUAUACACCAACCACCUCAGAGAUUUGCAUGCUGAUAUGAUCGCGGAGGCAAGGUUUACUGAUAUCUUUAAACUGGAAAUUCCAGACUGGGUACUGGACCCAUUCAAUACUGGAACAGAUGGUGGCCUGACAGUGGCAAUUGAAGAAGAGCUGACAGUGCAAAGAGACUUUGAAAUCGAACCAUUGUUCAAAAAGUCGUACCAGUCAUUCAGGUUGAAAACUAUUGUGCAAGACAAAUAUCCCUCCCUGUAG
Molecule: messenger RNA, 531 nt
Organism: Aplysia californica (California sea hare)
Lineage: Eukaryota; Metazoa; Mollusca; Gastropoda; Aplysiida; Aplysiidae
Exons: 2
Coding region: 1-531 (176 amino acids)
Source: RefSeq, a predicted model, not a curated record